Messenger RNA from Oncorhynchus gorbuscha (pink salmon), 7093 nucleotides. RefSeq lists its product as uncharacterized. The transcript has 9 exons. The coding region runs from base 499 to 5325 and encodes 1608 amino acids. Gene Ontology annotation, biological process: cell differentiation. The record is from RefSeq and is a predicted model, not a curated record. NCBI's taxonomy places the organism in Eukaryota, Metazoa, Chordata, Actinopteri, Salmoniformes, Salmonidae.
AGUGUGUAGCUGGAGCUGUGUCAGUGUUUUGGUGUGUAGCUGGAACUGUGUCAGUGUUUCAGUGUGUAGCUGGAGCUGUGUCAGUGUGUUGGUGUGUAGCUGGAGCUGUGGGAAUGUGUGUCUGUUUACUAGGGUGACGUGGAGUGUGAGUUUAUGAGUGAGUCUCUAGCCAGAUUUAGAGCAACACGAAUGUGUAUUUAGCGAAAACAGGGAAGGCAUGACAGAGCAUGAGAUGUAUGAGAUGUAUGAGUGAGUUUUUCCAGUAGUGUGUGUAUGCUAAACUGUUUGUGACUGUGUGUGAGUUUCAGGACCAGGGGGGUGUGAGUUUCAGGACCAGGGGUGUGUGAGUUUCAGGACCAGGGGUGUGUGAGUUUCAGGACCAGGGGGGUGUGAGCUUUUGAAGAGGGACUAUCCAGAUGUUGCCUUUUGGGACACCUCCUUCACCUGGACUCUAGACCCCAUGUAAGGGGGGUGAGGAUUACCCCGGAUUCCUUCACCAUGGGGAACAGCGUCCACAAGAACAAGAAGAGGGUCCCUGAAUCCCGCAACGGACCCUCUUCACACCUCAACCCUGACCCCCGCUCAGGCUCUAAACCUGGCCCUAACCCCAGCCCCAGCUCAGGGAAUACCAAAUCCUUCUGGCACUUUGGGCGGGUGGAUAAACUCAAAACAGCUGGUCCUAAUUGUCUGGAUGAUCAGAAGGAGUUGACAGUUCACUACACAGCCUCCUCACACUACCAGGAGAAUGUGUUCAUCGAGGGCAACCGCCCUCAGUACCUGGAAGACCUGCACACUGAGGCACGGGAGGGGUUAAAGAUACUGCAACAAGAAGAACACAACAAAGGAGUGGCCUUUCAGGAUGACCAUAGUGACGCAAAUGUCAGCCCCAACCACAGGGAUGGAUCUCAGGAGUCAGGAAGUACCGCCGGGAAUCCUGUUACCGCAGUGACCUCUGCUGGAUUGACUGUGUCCACGAGACCUGUGCUCACACGCCAAGGCUCCACAUUCAAGCCUCUGAACCCAGUGAAGAGACUGGACAAGAGGAAGAACAGGAGGACUACUAUCAUGGGCAUACCCCAGCAGGUCCAGAGAGAGCUGGCCCUUCACAGUGGCUCUGAGUACAAAGUUCAUUCCCAGCUCCCUAACGGCUCUGUCGGACAGGGUAGAGACGGCCAAUCAGGUGUGGUCGUCAUCCCCACCAUCGACGGAGAGACCCCUCUAGCCAACUACGAAGGGGCAAGAGUACACCUCUCAGACCUGGAGGCAUCCAGAGAGGAGCUGUUGAGACACCACCUCCAGUCUGUUUACAGGGACGACCAGGGCUUCAGCCACCACAGGGGACUGGACUCUCGUCUCUCCUCCACCCAGAGGCCCAAGUCUCUGGCCGUGCCGGGCACGACCUCCUCCUGCUCCUCUGGAUUCCCCAGAUUCCUCCAGGAGCCACAGGGUCCGGUGAUGUCCAUCUCUCCCCAGGCCACUUACAUGUCUAAGAUCAUCCCCAACGCCUACCUGCCGGCCUCCGUCGACGUCAUACAGAUUGACCGCAGCACCAGCCGUACCCGUGGAAACAAAGGUAACGGAACGGUCCGUACCAUCAGCAAGAGCUGCCUGGCGUCAGGGUCGUCGGACAGCCCUGCAUCGUCGAGGAGGUCGGGCGGUGAAGGUUGCUAUGAAGGCGGUGACAGCGUUUCACAUGGUGACAGUAGUUCCUGUGACAAUGGCUCUAAGGUGACCCCACACUCAGUGACUUCAAGAUCCAGCUGGAGCCACUCGCAGUCUUCCGAGACGAUCAAGUCCAACUCCUCCGCCAUCUCCUCCACGAAGGGGAGCUUCGGACUUGCUAACCCACAGACGGUGAGCCUCAUUGGGCAGGAGACACAGCUGCAGCAGCCUGGUGCUGGGGACCAGGACAAGGUGAGCCUACAAAACCCCGCUAGCUGGGUCAGCAGCACUAGUAGGGGUACUGGUACUGCGACCGCUCAGGGGGUCCUAUCUGGAUCUGGGGGGAUGAGCGAUGUUGGAGGAGACUCUUUCAGAUUCUCUCGCUGUCUGUCGAUCAUGAAAACCAAGUUGCCCCCAGCUCCCCCCAGGAGAACCAACUCACUGCACCAUGAGAAGAUGAUAAAGAGGCGACUGGUGGAGAUUAAAGACCUCAGUGACUCUGCGGGUGGGAAGUUGGAGGCUGCUGAAGACACAAGCUUAGUUACGAUCGAGAUCUCUAAAGAGCUCUACAAAGAAAUCACAAAGAGCUCUGUCCCUGUAUCCAAAUCAUCUGGGUUUAACUCUUUAGAUGAUACAAAAUCUUCCACAGCAUCUAGUCCUCUGAGUCCCACACAGGCCUCCCAUGGAGGUAGUGGAAAAUCAGAGGGGCCAGCGUCCAGCAGCUCUUCCCCCCAGAAAGCCCCAUCAGAGGAGGGUACAUUUGAAAGGACCAUGUCCCCCUCCAGUGGGUACUCCAGCCAGAGUGGUACACCGACACUUUCCCCCAAGGGGAUCCUCCCUUCCGUCUCCCCAGGUAAACAGAAGAAGUAUCCUGUCAAACCGGAACGAUCUGGUUCAAGAGCUUCCUUCUCUGCAGCCUCAGUCUCCUCUUCCCUCACCUCCCUGUCUUCAGUCACCUCAGAACUCGUCAAUCGAGAGGCCUCGAAAAACAGUUUUAACCCUCUUCAGCAGGCCUCCCUACCCCCGGCUGUUAUGAGAAUAGAAGAUCCAGAAACGGUGACCCCGGUCCGUUUCUCUUUAUCCAUGGCGAUCAGUGAGCUGCUUAACAUUCCGCCACCCCCCAAAAUUAAAGCCCCUUCCCCGCCACCCCCGGAGACCUGGGCCCACAACAGACACACCUUCGAACUGCUGUGUGGGCCUUGCCCCAACGUCAACAGGCUAGCACAGCUCCAGGAGCAACAGGAACUAAAAGAGCAAGCUGCCAUGAUUGAGCAAAAGCGGGAACCUCAAACUAAAGCUAGCAAGGAGUCUGAAGGCUCGAACAAAAAGCAGGCUAUGGUAGAAGAAGUUACUUUGACAAAAUCAGAAAGCAAAUACAUUGUUCCCCGAGACAAGACUGAGCCUAUGUUAGAGCAGGCACCUGAGGUAUCGGAGAGCACAGAAAGUCAAACGAAAGAACAAGGAAGCCUGGCGGUGAUCGCAGAGAAGGUAAAAGCAAGUGUAGAGAUCCAGAACCAGAAGCGGGAACAGAGUUGUAGUGUUGCACAGGUCAAGGGUCAAGAAGAGAGGCUAGAGACACAAGUGACUUUAACAAUGAUUCCAAAGAAGGAACCCCCUCCUGUCAUGAAGAAAAGUACUCGUAGAAAAGAAGCUAAAGUUCAAUUAACAGCAGACAUACAAAAAAAGUCGCCAUUUGAUGAGGUCACAGUAGAGGUGAAGGUAGAGUCACCCAGCGAGAGUGAGAAGUGUUCUCCACAGGCUGAGGUAGUCGCUAAGGAAGUUGAGGUUGAGGUAGCAGCUAAGGAGGUCGAAGGUCAGAGUGCUACUGAAAACACUAUAGAGGAAAGUCCCACCAAAUCUACACAGACCCUUGCCGUGGAGCCUCCCAAAGUGGACCGGGUUUCUCCUCCAGCCUCCCCUCCCCCUUCCCACCACCCUCCUCCACCUCCUUCUAAGACACCUCCCUACUCUGUGGCCCCUCCCCCACCUGAGGUAGAGGAGGAGUGUGAGGAAGAGAUUCCCAUAAUACAGUCCUGCUGGCCCCCUCCACCCCCACCAGAGGAGCCAGCAGAUUCAGUCUUUGAUGAGAUGGACUUUCCACCUCCUCCCCCUCCCUUCAUGACGGAGAGCUUGCCAGAUGUGGUGCAGACAUGUAACACAGUCACUGAUGUCCAGGAGGCGUCCAUUAUAGCUCUGGAUGGGGAGGAGGUUAAGGAAACCGUGAAUGUUUUCACUGUCGCAACUGUGAAUGGGGAAACUACAGAUCUUUCACCCAUUUCCACUCAAAUGGAGCCAAAAGAGGAUAAACCUGAAAGGGUGAUUCUGAACUCUAAUGCUCUAAUCCCAACUGAUGAAACCAGCUUUGAGGAAUCUGAAUCAGCUGAGCUCCAAUUAAUUCCUUCAGAUGAUUCAGCUGUCGUUUCUCCAGUUCAGCCCAAUGAAAAAGAGGCAGAGGUCAAGCAAUCUGCCCAGAAACCAAUCACAAUGCAAGACACCCGACAACCAACAGAAACUUCUCCUGAAUCACAGGAAGUCCCGCCCUUACCAGAGGAUGUCCCUCCCUCACACCAGGAAGCUCCUCCUCCUCCACCAAUGACAACAGACUUGGUGCCCCCAUCAAGUAUUCCUCCUCCACCUCCUAUCAAUGUCCCCCUCCCUCCCUGUGUACAAUUUGAGGAUCAGAUGCCCUCUGUGCUCCCUAACAGUGCCCCACGUCUACCACCCAUUAACAUCCCUCUCCCACCCCCUCUCCCAACUGAGAACCAACCCCCUGUGAUCUUCAGGAGACAGCCCAGCUUGGCGAACAGAGAGACCAGGAGCAAAGAGCUUCUGUCUAGGCACAAGAGUGUCCCUAUUCCCAAAGAAGAUGCCAACAUUCCACUGGUCACACCCUCUCUGCUUCAAAUGGUACGUCUCAGAUCGGUCAACGUUGGCGAAGACUACGUUAAAGCGCGUUCUGACGACAACAAUUCCAACAGUGGGAAACCACCUGCUCAGGAUCAGAGUUCAACCCAAAUCCAAACCCAAGGAUCUCAGAACAUAACACCCCAAAAACCAAUUCGGAGAUCCCUGUCACUAAAAUCCACACCUCGGCCACUGAAGUCGUCACCGGCGACGCUCAUCGCCCCCUCGAUGAGUAUGCAGGAAGCUAUCCGAAUGAAGACAGCAGCCAUGUCUUCCAGAGAUAAUCUUCCAACACGCUUUAGAAUGCCAUCCUCCACCUCAAUUCCCAGUUGCAGUGGGGGUAAAUCAGGAAUGCUAUCCCCAUUGUUACCAGAAGGAGGUGAGAUGCUAAAGACCCCCACCACCACCACCACCGCAAGCUUCAUCUUCUCCAGGAGCUCAAAGAAGGUUGUCAUAGAAACGCCUGCCUCCUCCUCCUCCUCCGAGGUACAGGCGAGCCUAAAGCAGAGCCUAGCCGCGGAACUCAAGCGCUUUUCCGAACAAUCUAUGGCUUCCACAGUCGCUAAUGGCAACGUUGUAAGAACUGGGAUUCCGAGGAGAAUUCCUCCACCCGUGGCUAAGAAACCAGCUCACACCUUGGAGAAGCCUGUGUGUUCUACACUGAGGAGCACUCCGUCUCCAAGGGGAACAGAAGCUAACGGAGAGACAGAAACAGCGCAACCUGCAGGCCAGCAAGCACUGACGGAGGACAGCAAGUGAAAUGGAGACGUCUAACAUUGUGGAAGCACCAUUGCGCUUUUGAAAAAAGACUGGAUUCUUGUGGAAUGGGACUAAGACGGAUGAACAGAUCAAGGACUGCAAGAACCUGAGAAACAUGGGGGGGAGAGAGAGAGAGAGAGAGAGAGAGAGAGAGAGAGAGAGAGAGAGAGAGAGAGAGAGAGAGAGAGAGAGAGAGAGAGAGAGAGAGAGAGAGAGAGAGAGAGAGAGAGAGAGAGAGAGAGAGAGAGAGAGAGAGAGAGAGAGAGAGAGAGAGAGAGAGAGAGAGAGAGAGAGAGAGAGAGAGAAUUAAUGAGAGUAGAGAGAGAGAGUCAACUCAGAGUUAAAAUGUCUUCAAAAGGCCUUUAUAUUUUUGCAAAAAAGAUGGUAUUGGUCCCCAUUUCUUUUCAAAUUAAAGCUUUAUUUUGGGAGUAUUUUUCUAAAACAUAGAGGUCCAGUGAGGAUCUAUUCAAUCCGUAUCGUGGAAGUUUAAAGACAAUGUUCCAGCUUUAGAGGAGACUGCCUUCACCGGAAACGCUUAAUGGCGGCUCAGUCGGAAAAAUACCUUUAAAAGCGCUUCAGCGCCACAGAUGGAAUAGAGAGCCCUUAGUCUGCUCUAGGAAAGUGCAACCAUCAAGACAAAGGACAAACUGAGGCUGGAUUUUGUAAAUACAGCACAAAAGGCUGUGCUUGUAGUAGAGGUCAUCCAGAGGUCAUCCAGAGGUUAAAAAAGGUAGCAGUCACUGCAGUUGAGAAAGAAAAAACAAGACGACAAUUAAACAAAUUAAAAAAUCUUCAUAAAGAUUCCCUUUUGGAGUCAAACAAUCACUGAAUUAUUUUAAUUAAUGAAUUAAUUAUCUUAUUUCCUAAUGGAAUGACAGAUUAUGUCAUUCCCAGAAUUUAUCUUUUGAUCUCGUCGAUCAAUCAAUCAAUUCAUUUGUGGUGUCAAUCAAUCAACUAACAAUCACAUUUUACUGCGCCUAUCCGGGGUGUGUGUCAAUCAAUGUGUUAUUUUUGCUUUUUGACCAAUGACACCACAAAUUAUUUAGGCUUAGGUAGGGUAGCGCAUGAGAAAAAGAGAAGCUGCAUAUUAAAAAAAUAAAAAAACAUUUAUAUAUUAGACCUAUUGUCAAAUUUAUUAAAAAAAUAAAUAAAUAAAAUUCCUUUGUAAGAUAAUGAAGCUUUUAAUGUUUAGGCAAGAAAGCCUUUUAUCCUUCUGAAAACUAACGUUCAACGAAAUGAGCUGCUUCCCAAUUCUAGAUCUCUUGGCCUGCAUCCCAAAUCGCACAUGUAUUCCCCACACAGUACUAGUAUGGUGGCAGCAGAUAGCCUUGUGGUUAGAGCGUUUGGCCAGGAACUGAAAGUUUGCUGGUUUGAAUACCUGAGCCGACAAGGUGAAUAAUUAUUAUUUAUUUUUUUUGCACCAAUGGCUGACCGUGUAAAACACGUUUUACUGCACCUAUCCGAUGUGUGUCAAUAAAAUUAUAAUUUUUUUUGAAAGUUUAAAUGUUUUAACCAGAGAAUAUAGUGUAUUUUUGGGACACAACCCAAGCAGAUAUGCACAAUAUGGCUAUUCCUUAUAGUUACUUACACUAAACACCAUUCCCAUGCGUUCAAAAUACAAUAUUGAUGGCUUUUCUGUUACUUAACCAUUUCCUGUUUUAUUAAUGUGUCUUUAAGUUGCUUUAAAACAACAUUCUUUAUCAGUACUGCGUUAUUAACAUCGUCUGUCAUUUCACGACCAAUUAUUAAACCUUUGGUUUGAGUUCAA